CUUUCUUCCUUUAUAUAUUACUAACUCUCUCUCUCUCUCUCUCUAACAAAAGAGCAUCCAAGAUUCGUCUUGGUACGCGACGCCCCGACCUCGAAGUAUAUUUUUCUCUUCCAUUUUCUCUAUUAAUUUCCCCUCUAAUUCUGGCUCUUACUAAUCCAUAAAUAUCCUUGCUUUAUAUAUGUAUAUAUUUCUUGGUACCCAAGUUUAUUCUCUUCCUGAUUCUGUUUAGAUCCCUUUGUUCUAUUAUAAUUUUUUUGUGUUCACAGCAUCGUUGCCUUUCUCACCUUCGUCGGAUCUAUCUAUGCUAUUUGGUCUGAAAGCCAACCCUUUUUCCCAUAUAACUAUCCUCCACUGUCGCUGUAAUUUAGGUGUGGAGAAAAGGAGAAGAAGGAGGAGAAGAAGAAAGGAUUGAAGUGAAGAGAGAAGAAGUUUCCUGGGUUAGAAAGAGGCUAUGAUAAACAUGGAUUAUGCAAAAAAAAUGCGCAGAUGUCAUGAGUAUGUGGAAGCUUUAGAAGAAGAAAGACGUAAAAUUCAAGUCUUUCAACGCGAGCUUCCUCUGUGUUUAGAGCUUGUUACCCAAGCGAUUGAGGCAUGCAAGAAAGAGAUAUCGGGGGGUUCAACGACGACGGAUUACAUGCAAGGCCAAUCGGAGUGUUCGGAGCAGACAUCGAGUGAUGGACCUAUUUUGGAAGAAUUUAUUCCAAUUAAAAGAAGCUCCGAUUGCUCUGAGGAAGACGAUGAACAAGAAUCACAUAAAUCCAAAGACCACGAUACCAACACCAAAGAGAAGAAUGUUGCUGCUGCUGAUAAAAAGAAAUCAGAUUGGCUUAGAUCUGUUCAGCUGUGGAAUAACAAUCAAUCCCCAGAUCCACCCUUGAAAGAGGGUGCGGGUAAAAGUGGAACUGCGGUGGAAGUGAAGAGAAAUGGAGGAGCAUUCCAGCCGUUCCACAGAGGGAAAACUGUAGAGAAGAGUGUCCAAUCGGUAGGAAAAGCCAAUGCCUCAGCUACAAGUACUUCUACAACAGAAAGUGGAAGUAGAGGAGGAGGAGGAGGAGGAGAGGCCAAUAAUGGAAACACCAACAGUAAAAAAGAAGAAAAGGAAGGGCAAUCAGAGAAACAAAGGCGGUGUUGGUCACCAGAGUUGCAUAGGCGCUUCUUGCAUGCCCUCCAGCAGCUCGGUGGUUCACAUGUUGCUACUCCAAAGCAAAUCAGGGAGCUGAUGAAGGUUGAUGGACUUACAAAUGAUGAAGUUAAAAGCCAUUUACAGAAAUAUAGAUUGCACACGAGGAGACCAAGCCCAACCGUCCACAACAAUGCCAACCCACAAGCACCCCAAUUUGUGGUGGUAGGAGGCAUAUGGGUACCUCCACCAGAAUAUGCUCCGAUGGCAGCAACAACAGCAUCAGGGGAAACAGCCAGUGUGACUCCAACCAAUGGAAUCUACACCCCGGUGGCUGCCCCAUUGCCUAAGCUUCCCCAACCAUCAGGAGCGAUUGUGCAAAGGCAGCCACGAUUGCAAUCUGAAGAAAGGAGCAGCCAUAGUGAAGGGAGAGUUCGUUCAAAUUCACCAUCAACAUCUUCCUCUACUCAUACCACUACAGAUUCUCCCUUGUUUUAGUUCUCAUGGCAUGAGAAUGGUGUACAAUUUUUGUAAGGAAACCUCAGUAGAAAAGUUCUAUAUGAUAUAGAGACAGCACUCGUUAGUUUUUUUUUUCUUUUUUUCUUUAUUCUUUUGCCCCUUCUUAACCUCCUGCUGUUGUUGUUGAGUGUAAACAUGGAUAGUGACAGUUAGCCUUGAAUAAAAGCAUCCUUGUAGUUCUACCUCACUUCUGUUUCCAGAAUCUGGAAUAGUUAAACGAAUAAAUUGGAAUCUUGGUUUUGGAAUCA
Molecule: messenger RNA, 1887 nt
Organism: Theobroma umbraticum
Lineage: Eukaryota; Viridiplantae; Streptophyta; Magnoliopsida; Malvales; Malvaceae
Product: transcription factor HHO2-like
Biological process (GO): regulation of DNA-templated transcription
Molecular function (GO): DNA binding; DNA-binding transcription factor activity
Source: RefSeq, a predicted model, not a curated record